Molecule: messenger RNA, 10316 nt
Organism: Mirounga angustirostris (Northern elephant seal)
Lineage: Eukaryota; Metazoa; Chordata; Mammalia; Carnivora; Phocidae
Gene: ADAMTS5
Product: ADAM metallopeptidase with thrombospondin type 1 motif 5
Exons: 9
Coding region: 1054-3858 (934 amino acids)
Biological process (GO): extracellular matrix organization; proteolysis
Molecular function (GO): metalloendopeptidase activity; zinc ion binding
Source: RefSeq, a predicted model, not a curated record
ACGAGCGUCCCAGCGGGCAGAGGCCGGGGAGUGAGGGGGGAGGAAACCCGGUACCCGGGCGGCUGGGAGGAGGCGAGAAGAGCGCGGGGCGAGGGGGCGCACGGGAAGCCCAAAGCCCUCGGCUGGUGGACGGAGUUGCAAGGUCUUCGAGACCGGAGCGCACGGGCGUGCGAAGAGGAAAAACUUGGGCAGGAACUUCCUACCGAGGGAAAGAAAAGCAGGAGAGAAGGAGGCAGGGAGAGACUUGAAAUGUCUCAGUAACUUUAAAAACACACCAAAACACCCCUUGCAAGAGAUGAGGAUGGCAUGCCGCUAUAAAUUCAUUGUUCCACCUCCUCGCAUCUUCACAGCGCUCGCGCUGCUCUCGGCGCUCGCAGCGGCCGACUGGGGAUGACCGCGGGCAGGAAGACACUGCAUCCGAAGGAGCACGGACGCGCCGCUUCACUGGCUCCCCGCGGGCCGCCCCUUGCACUUUUUGUUUUAAUUUUAUGGCUUUUUUUCUCUCUUUCUUCCCUUCCUCCUGGUUCCAGUAGAGUCAAGGAAACCCACAAAAUAAGAAAGGAAGUGGGCUCCAGAGCUUGGAACCCCCGCCGCCGGCGGGUCCAGAGCAGCAAGGGGCGGGAGGCAGCGCGCACCGGUUGCCCGCCUGGUGCGCGGCACCAUCCUUACUUUUCUUCGUGCCGCGAUAGUGGUUGCACUUGGGGUUGGAUUUAGGUGGUGGUUGUUGUUGUUUUCCCCCUUUCCUCGUAUUUGCGGAACCUCCACAACCCGGCUUUUCUCUUCUUAAUUUUUUCCCCCUUUUUUUCCGGAGCACGAAUCCAAACAUUUUCCAAACCAACAAAGAAAAGUUCGCACGCUGGCACUGAGGCUGGGACAGGCUGGCACUGAGGCUGGGACAGGCUGGCGCUGCCGCCGGGUCCCCCUCCUUCCGACACUUGACUCAACCUUGCAAGCGUGUGUGUGCCCCCACCUCCCGCCCCGGUAACUUCCAUAGCGAAUAACAAAUACCCAUAAAGUCCCCGUCGCGCAGCCCCUCCCUGCGGGCAGCGCACUAUGCUGCUCGGGUGGGCGUCCCUGCUGCUGUGCGCGCUCCGCCUGCCCCAGGUCGCUGUCGGCCCCGCCGCGGCACCUGCCCAGGAUAAAGCCGGGCAGCCUUGGGCUGCUGCAGCGGCCGCCCAGCCCCGCCGGCGGCAGGGGGAGGAGGUGCAGGAGCGGGCCGAGCCUCCGGGCCACCCGCACCCCCUGGCGCCGCAGCGCAGGAGCAGCGGGCUGGUGCAGAACGUCGACCAGAUCUACUCCGGCGGCGGCAAGGUGGGCUACCUCGUCUACGCGGGCGGCCGGAGGUUCCUGCUGGACCUGGAGCGGGAUGGUUCGGUGGGCGCCGCCGGCUUUGUGCCUUCAGGAAGCGGGCCGAGGGCGACCCGGCGCCACGGGGACCACUGCUUCUACCGCGGUACGGUGGACGGCAGCCCACGCUCCCUGGCUGUCUUUGACCUCUGCGGUGGUCUCGACGGCUUCUUCGCGGUUAAGCACGCGCGCUACACCCUGAAGCCGCUGUUGCGCGGGCCCUGGGCCGGGGCCGGGGCCGAGGCCGAGGCCGGGCGAGUGUACGGGGAUGGGUCCUCGCGGAUCCUGCACGUCUAUACCCGCGAGGGCUUCAGCUUUGAGGCCUUGCCGCCGCGCACUAGCUGCGAGACUCCCGCGUCCCCGCCAGGGCCUCGCGAGCGCCCCCCGGCGCACAGCAGCGCAGACGGACGCUGGGCGCUGGCCCCGCAGUUCCUGGACCAGUCAGCUCCCUCCUCCGACGGGGGGCAGGGACCCCAGACGUGGUGGCGGCGGCGGCGCCGCUCCAUCUCCCGGGCCCGCCAGGUGGAGCUUCUCCUGGUGGCUGACGCGUCCAUGGCGCGCCUGUAUGGCCGGGGCCUGCAGCAUUACCUGCUGACCCUGGCCUCCAUCGCCAACAGGCUGUACAGCCAUGCCAGCAUCGAGAACCACAUCCGCCUGGCCGUGGUGAAGGUAGUGGUGCUGGGUGACAAGGACAAGAGCCUGGAGGUGAGCAAGAAUGCGGCCACCACGCUCAAGAACUUUUGCAAGUGGCAGCACCAGCACAACCAGCUGGGGGAUGACCAUGAGGAGCACUACGACGCGGCCAUCCUGUUUACGAGAGAGGAUUUAUGUGGGCAUCAUUCAUGUGACACCCUGGGAAUGGCAGACGUCGGGACCAUAUGUUCUCCGGAGCGCAGCUGUGCCGUGAUUGAAGAUGAUGGCCUCCAUGCAGCAUUCACCGUGGCUCACGAAAUUGGACAUCUCCUUGGCCUCUCCCAUGAUGAUUCCAAAUUCUGUGAAGAGAACUUUGGUUCCACAGAAGAUAAGCGCUUAAUGUCUUCCAUCCUAACCAGCAUCGAUGCAUCCAAGCCCUGGUCCAAGUGCACCUCAGCCACCAUCACAGAAUUCCUGGAUGAUGGCCACGGUAACUGUUUGCUGGAUCUACCACGCAAGCAGAUCCUGGGCCCCGAAGAACUGCCGGGACAGACGUACGACGCCACGCAGCAGUGCAACCUGACCUUUGGGCCCGAGUACUCCGUGUGCCCCGGCAUGGAUGUGUGCGCCCGCCUCUGGUGCGCCGUCGUGCGCCAGGGCCAGAUGGUGUGUCUCACCAAGAAGCUGCCAGCCGUGGAGGGGACACCAUGUGGGAAAGGGAGGAUCUGCCUGCAGGGCAAGUGUGUGGACAAAACCAAGAAAAAAUAUUAUUCGACAUCAAGCCAUGGCAGCUGGGGAUCCUGGGGGUCCUGGGGCCAGUGUUCUCGCUCAUGUGGGGGAGGAGUGCAGUUUGCCCAUCGGCACUGCAAUAACCCCGCACCCAGAAACAGUGGCCGCUACUGCACGGGGAAGAGGGCCAUCUACCGCUCCUGCAACGUCACGCCCUGCCCACCGAACGGUAAAUCUUUUCGUCACGAGCAGUGUGAGGCCAAAAACGGGUAUCAGUCUGACGCAAAAGGAGUCAAAACGUUUGUGGAAUGGGUUCCCAAAUAUGCAGGCGUCCUGCUGGGGGACGUGUGCAAACUGACCUGCAGAGCUAAGGGCACCGGAUACUAUGUGGUGUUUUCUCCAAAGGUGGCGGAUGGGACUGAAUGCAGGCCGUACAGUAACUCCGUGUGCGUCCGGGGCAAGUGCGUCCGCACUGGCUGUGACGGUGUCAUCGGCUCGAAGCUGCAGUAUGACAAGUGUGCCGUGUGUGGGGGGGACAACUCCAGUUGCACAAAGGUGGUCGGGACUUUCAGUAAAAAAAGUAAGGGUUACACUGACGUGGUGAGGAUCCCCGAAGGGGCAACCCACAUAAAAGUUCGACAGUUCAAAGCCAAAGACCAGACUCGAUUCACUGCCUACUUAGCCUUGAAGAAGAAAAACGGUGAGUACCUCAUCAAUGGGAAGUACAUGAUCUCCACCUCAGAAACCAUCAUCGACAUCAAUGGAACCGUCAUGAACUACAGCGGCUGGAGCCAUAGAGACGACUUCUUGCACGGGAUGGGCUACUCAGCCACGAAGGAAAUUCUCAUAGUGCAGAUUCUUGCAACCGAUCCAACUAAAGCGUUAGAUGUCCGUUACAGUUUUUUUGUUCCCAAGAAGUCCACCCCAAAAGUCAACUCUGUCACCGGCCACGGCAGCAAUAAAGUGGGCUCGCCCAGUCCACGGCUGCAGUGGGUGACGGGCCCGUGGCUUGCCUGUUCUCGAACCUGUGACAUGGGCUGGCACACCAGGACCGUGCAGUGCCAGGACGCCAACCGCAAGUUAGCGAAGGGAUGCCUUCUCUCUCAGAGGCCUUCCGCGUUUAAGCAAUGUUUACUCAAGAAAUGUUAGCCUGUGGUGAUGAGGUUCUGCAGAGAUAACUGGGCGUCUCAUCACGGAGCAGUCUUGGCCAAUGGGGGUGAUCCGUCGUGGUGAACGAGAGGUCUACCUAAAGCACAGAAAGUCACACCUCGAUGGCAUUGUCAACAGGAGUCUAAUUAUGGGCAGAAUCUGCUCUCGGUGACCAAAGGAAGAUGUACACUGUUCCGUGUGAACAGUGGUGACCUUGGAAUCUAAGAAACACUUGGGAGUUAUUGAACAUCCCCUGGGCUACAAGAAUGAAAAAACACUGAUGAAUGUAGAAUCAGGGGACAUUUGAAGAUGGCAGAACACCAGUCUCCCUUGUCACCUACCUCUUCUAGAAUGUCUUCAGAGGCAUCAUAAUCAUUAUCAUCCACAAUACACAGUAGCUUAUUUUUACUGUUUGUAAAUACAUUCUCCCUUGAUAAGUCACUUUAUAUCACUUGGUUCUAUUAAAAAUAUGUGUGUGUGUGUGUGUAUACAGAACACACACACACACACACACAUAUAUUUCUAUAAAAAAUGUUUGACCAAAGUAGGUCUGCAGCUAUUUCAACUUUUUCUAGUUUCCAGAAAGAGCUGUGGAUGUUUUACUGGAAAUGAAGAACUUGCUGCAGUUUUAAUAGGAUUUUGCAUACUUUCAGACUACAGGAGAUCAAAUUUUAGUCAAAAACCAUUUUUGACAGCAAGCAUCUUCUGAGAAAUUCUAAGAAGAAAAAGGAUCUCAGUGUAUCUAGUCAUUUAAAUACAUACACGGGUCCAUUUCCUUAAACUUUUGACUGCCUGCAUUUUUUCAGGCAGCCAGGCGAACUGAGGCAUAAUUAGGAUGUAGAAAUAGUGUUUGCGUGUGUGUAUGUUAUGAGUAUUCAAGAGUCUGAAAACUAGUUUCUCACCCUAAAAACUAGUUUCCUCAUGUUAGAAUUUAAAAGGAAAAAAAAAAGACCAUAUUUCACCAUAGUCUCGAUUUAUAUUCUCACACCACUUUCCCCGUUCGGAAGCUUUCAUCUGAUACCUUAUAUUGUCUAAUAUUCAUACGAAACACACUGCAGAGAGUUUUCUGUUCGCAUCCAAAACCUUCAACACUGGUAUACCUCUUACCAGCAAGCCUUUAAAAUGUGUUUGUUUUUGCUUGUCUGUCUAAGGGUUCUCUAAGACCUGCAAUGUUUUGUACUUCUUGUUGACUUAGUUUGAUAGGAGUAUUAAAGAUCACUUUGUAGUUGGCCACAUCUAGACGUGGUUAUCAUUAAUGUGGCUCAAGCAGAAAAAAAGUAGUGGUUAGUAUUAAUAAGACUGUUUCCACACCGUACAGGCAAUAAUUCUUUGCAUUUUCUUUUUAAAUCCAAGUAUACUGAUAGUGUACUUAAGAUUUUUCCCAAUUGGAAAGCAUUUGGUUGUACCCCUAAGUGUUUGAGUGAUGAAAUGUGAUGAUUUUUGAGAAGUUUGUUGCUUCUAUUUCCGUAGUCUGUCUAGGUAGGUUGUUAAGUUCGGUUAUUAGAUAUGGAAAAGUUUUACAAUCACAUGCAUAAAAAUCCUUUUUUAAACAGUAAACUGCACCCCUCCACCCCAUAGCUCAGAAAAUCCAAGGUGUUCAAUUUCAUUGGAAUUUUUUUCUUUAUGAAAUAUUACAAAGCCAACUGUUUGUUAUAAAAUUUUAUAAUAAUCGUACCAAAUGUGCCUACUCUUAAAGAUUUGCAUAUAAAGACGUUAGGGGACCAUUGUUUGAGUUCCCUUAAGCUCACAAGAGUUUAUUUUUAUUAGAAGAUAUUUUUAAUAUAAAAGAAUUAAUGUAAUUGAUCUAGCUAUAUCACAUUCAUUUCAGUGGGAGAGAAGAAUGGAUGUCUCACUGUUUUAAAUAUUUUCUUAGGAAAUUACUUGGUAAAACAGAUAAUUGUUCUACAAAACUGAUAAUCAUCCUUUGGCUUUUCAUAGACGGUCUUUCCUUUAGACGUGGUCAUUUAUUCUUUAAAGAAUUUUUUUUUUAUUUAUUCAUUUGAGACAGAGAGAUACAGAGAGAGAGAGAGUAGGAGCAGUGGGGAGAGGCAGAGGGAGAGGGAGACGUAGACUCCCCGCUGAGCAGGGAGCCUGAUGCGGGGCUCGAUCCCAGGACCCUGAGAUCAUGACCUGAGCCGAAGGCAGACGCUUAACGACUGAGCCACCCAGGCGCCCCAACGUGGUCAUUUAUUCUUAAUAAAUUAUUCAUUAGGGAAAUGAGGCCCAUAUAGAACUUUUGGCCUCCAUACAUUUGAUGGAGGUCACCAGAUAAAAGAGAGAGGGAAGGAAGCUAGUCAAAUCAGUCAGAAGAAAAAUUUUAAAUUACAUCAACUAUUUGACUAUUCCAAGAGAAUUAAUAGUGAGGCCGACAUUACUUUUUCCCAAUUUUUGAAAUAAUUUUAAUCAAUUCUGAUAAAGUUUAUUUUUAUCUUUUGUGGCUAUAUUCACAGCAACGUUAAGAAAUAACUGAAGGGCAAACAUGCUUGUCUCCUACUCUGCUCCUCUAUACCGUAUGCAUAGAGGUUUUUUAGCACGAACUAUCAUUAUUUUUCCCCCAUAUAAAGAAGUUUUAUACUUCUCAAUGAAACAACUCUAGAGAACUUAAAAGGAAUAAACCACUAUUCCAUGCUUUUAAGGAGUUUUCUUUAGUUUUUUCAUAUGAGUAUUGAUAGAUUGACUGAGGAAUGUAUGUCUAUCUAAACUCCUGAGAAAAACGAUAUAGACUAGAAACUGAAAUUCAGAGAAAUGGAGUGUUCAGUAGAUAUAAGGAAUGAUAAAGGGAAAAUCCUCCAUAAUGAAAUCUAGUUCAGUCCAGUUGAAUGUUGGACUAUUCAUUUCACCUUUCCAGACUUGCAUCGUGAAAAAAGAGUCUGCGAUUCAUGAUGCUGAGGCUCCUUCCUUAGGGAAAAAAAAAAAAAAAUUUUGUCUGAAAAUGCUCAGGUUAGUUAAGAAUCUAAUCCCACAAAACAAAACACUCCAGAUUAAGUUUCACUGAAUAAAGGGAGCCCAGAAGAAAACAGCAUUUCUUUCUUCUGGAACAGAAAAGGCCAAAUUAAGCCCUGCCUUGUUGUUUAAAGGUUUAAGGGUGUUAUUUUGAUCUAUUCAGUCAAUUCAACUUCCUUUGCCUUCCUGUGGAAACAGUUUUAUCCCAUUAAACUAAGAAUUAAGGGAUUUAUCACAAACAAAAAUAAAGUUGCAGCACUGAAAAAAAAAAGUAAUUUAUUGUUUUUGCGACUGGUAUGUGAAUUUGUGUGAUAAAAAUAUUUAUUCUUAUUUAACAAAAAUAUGUGCAAAUUCUAUAUUUAAAAUGUUUUGCUGUUGUCCUACUUUUAAUUUAUGCUUCAUGUUUGUGUAUAAAGUACACUUUGUGAGUUUACAUAAUAUACAACACUGGUUGCUUUCGUAUUUUUUUACAGAAGGCUUUCUGCGUGAAACAGGCAUAUAUGUAUAUGUUCUCCACGUAUCCUUAUUCUGAUAAUACACUUUUCCUUUCUAAGGAAGUUUUAAAUUUAAUCUUUCUUAACUAGUAGUGUUCAUUACUUGUAGUUACACUAAUCGGUCUUUUGGGUUUCAUUAAUACUAAUUCUUCCAAGUCACAGAUAAGAAAAACACUUAUUCAAGCAACUAAGGUCUAAGUUCCAAACUUGGUGUAGAUAGCUGGAAGCUUCCCAUAGAAGCUAAGACACAGUUGAGAAUCAGGUCCAUUCAUUUCACUGAUAAACCUGGACAAGGAGCUGUUGAUGUAUUAUAUGAAAUUUGUGUACACAUAACUUCCCAAGAGACACUGAUGAUAAUAAAACCAAAUAUUGUCCUUUGCUGCUUUAAAAACACUCUUUAAAAGUUAAAAUCAUUUAGUCUCUAGUAUUGGUAGGAUUCGAUAGGGAGAGUAAACAAAUUGAAUUUAAGUUUUUCAAAUAUUAGUAGUCAUGGGUAGUUCUACGGCUAUGGGGUCUCCAUUGAUAGAGUGUGACUUUGUACUCUACUAAUGAAUCUCAUGGAGUGCAAACAGGACUUGGGACAAGCAGGGACACCUUUGAUCACAUCAGCUUGCCUCUGACUAGGAUUUCAGUCUGGUCACAGCAAUAAAGCAAAGCACCCUUGGAUAUACAAUUGACCAGAUCAAUCUCUGGUUCUGACAUUUCCCCCCUUGACUCCUUCCUUAGUAACAAGGUCAUUGUAAUGGUUUAGGUGAGCACAACAACCAGAUUCAAUGAAGUCCAGAACCCGUGUAUGACUUAGAGUUCACUUUUUUUGUGAAAUAAGAUUGAAAUUAAUAAUGGCCGAAUUUUGCUAACAGUUUAUGGCUGAGGAUUGGGGACUAUUACUAAUCUAUUUAUAAUUAAACUUGAGGCGAUAAAAAUCCCUUAUAUUUUUAACAUUUCAAAGUUAAUAAAUGAAUAACCGUGAGUACAGAAAUGAUCAUCCAAAGUUAUAGAACCAAGGUCAGGGUCAAGGUAAUCUAUUACUUAGACACACAAAAAGGAACUCGUGUAUUUUCUCUAUCAUUUUUCUUAUUUGCCAACAACCUGUAGUUUUAGACUAUCAAACAGGUAGAUCAGUUUAGCUAAUUAGUCCACUGAAAAAAAAAAUCUUCCUAAUAAUCUCCCUGCCAGCAUGAACUAGAGAAAUACUUCUCAAGUUAUAGGAUCACGAAACGUAUCAGUCUAUAAUGUAUAAUUAUCUUCUAGUCCAUUAACAUAUGGGAACAUAUUGAAAUAAGAACCGAUUGCAUUAGUGAGACAAAAAUGCAAAUAUACAUGAUGUUCAGAUCACAAAAGUAUUCGAUCUGCCAAAUGUCUUUCUGGUGCAAUGAUACCAUAAUUCUCAAUGCAGAUUUUGUGGGGAAAAAAAAUAACAGAACAUGUUGUUAGAAGUUGUUGGUUUUAAAAGAGACCAAGACUGAAAUGUACAUAUUAGUUAACCCAGUUAAUUGCACCUUCUUAAUACAGUAGCACUUUAGCAGUAACUUGGCUACCUGUGGUUCUGAUCCUGGAGCUCCACCAACUGGUCCAUGUGGACUGUUGGAGGUCAAAUGAAAAACCAAAUGGCCCAUCAUCUUAAGGCAUGGCCACAUCAGAGUGAUCCAAAGUCUAACACUGUGAGGAAAACUGUGAUUUGUAAAUAAAGCAGCAUUCUUUUUUCUUUUUUCAUUUUCUUUUAGCACAUCCAAUGAACAACCGUAAUUUUUAUCAAGGUGCUAAUAUCUUCAGUGAUCAACUGUCAAGUGUGGGAUUUCUGAGUUACCAUUUUAUUCUGCAUGAUUUUUCAAUUUGCAAAAGAGAACUCAGUUUUGGGUCAAGGCAGGGCACAACUUGAUACUCCCUGUUUGGGAAGUUGCAUCGAAUGGUCAGUCUGCUCAGCAGGGUUCAAUGACAUAAGCUAUAGGUACAUCAAAGAUUUUUAAGGUGACAUCAAAACUUGACAAGCGUCAGGCUAGAGGAACAGACUUUCAGAGGAGUCAGGUUUCAUCACUUACUAAGCCCUCGGUGUUCCUUUCAAAUCUACCUUUCAAAAGAACUUGUUUGUUUCCUGUAUACAAACUUGUGUGUAUAUUUAGCCUGACUCUUUUUAGCUUUGCGAUAUUUUAUGUCCAUUGUAAACACUUGGCUACUACUUCUUGGUCUUUUCUUUAGCAAUCCACAGCAUAUUAGAAGCACUUCAACCCAGACUGAGUAUAGGAGAAUAGAAGAAUAGAAUAGGAGAUCAUGUGUGGGACUUUGUGAGACUAGACUUUGGAUUAAGAAAAAUACAUUGUCUCUGGAUGGUGUUUUUGGGUUACACACUCGGGCAUGACAUAAACAUAGGAGUUGACAAAUACUGCUUACAUUUUAGUAUGAUGUAUGAGCAGAAAUCAUACGCAUGCUUUGUAAAUAGACCGCAGGUAACUAAACAGAUUGCAGAAAUGUAUUUAAUUUGAUGUAACCAGUGGCACAAAUAUUUGAUUCCUAUAGUAGAGUCUGUGAGUAAAAACAGGUGAUCAACCUAAGUGGGUACAACUGCCAUUUUUAAAUCUUGAAACAUGUUUUCAAGGUAGAGUAAAAUAUUGAAGAUUGACAUGUUGUUGUAUAUAAGCAGUAAAAUGUAAACUGCUUACUAUCUUCAACUUUUCAGAAGUGAUGGUAUUUUUCCAUAAAUGUUAAUGCAGUUGAAAAACCAAAAUCUUGGGAAACUAAGACGGGUCUUGUUUAAAAUGUCUCUUCAGUUUUGGCAAAUUUUGAACCUGAAUCGACUAUUGAAAGCAUUACUGUGUCUUGUAGCCUGCAUUCCACGACAGCUCUGUUAUUCAGGAAAACUACUUGAACUGAGUCGUUUGGGACGUAUACUGUAAUAUUUUUCAUUGAGGAACAAUAUCCUAUUUUGUAAAGCAUUUCCCUAUGUGUGACUUUAAACUGUAAAAUUAAACAUUGGCUUUGUGGUUUCAGUGGGCAUAAUAAAUGUUAAUUGUAAACUAGGUUAAA